Maudiozyma saulgeensis is the source of this 1884-nucleotide messenger RNA. NCBI's taxonomy places the organism in Eukaryota, Fungi, Ascomycota, Saccharomycetes, Saccharomycetales, Saccharomycetaceae. The record is from the annotation of a GenBank genome assembly.
AUGUCGAAUACAAGAGAGGGAGCAACCCCAUUAUCUUCAGAUGUGCAGAUUGAACAUACUGCACAGCAGGCAUCCCAUAUUAGACAAGACCCGCCUAUCGAGCAGUCUGAUUCAUCGGAUAGUGAUGUAGAAAAUAUUCAACAAUCACGUAGGAACAUUGGAGGUACACCAGGAGAAGGUGACCCAUUGUUGGUGAAGAAGAAGAAAACGAAGACGAAGGGGAGGAACAGAUUAUUACAUCCAGAAGAUUAUAAUACCAUUGAAAAUGCACCUCCUGAAGAUGAUGAAUACUUAGAUGCUGAAUUUUAUGCCAACAAUGGUAGGUUCCAAGUACAUAAGAAUUACAUUGUAUUCUUAAGUAAUUGGAAGUCUGUAUUAAACAUUGUUUUAUUACUGAACACUCUUUUGUUGAUUAUAAUGUUCGUUUCGGAAUUUUUCUUUGAGAUUUUACCGACCUCUAGACUUGCAAGUUUUAAUAACUUUAUUUUGAUAUUAAUAUCCUUAAUUGGAAACUGUUUCAAUCUUUGGUUUAAUAAAAUUGGUCUGUUUUCACCAUUUGACCUUCAUUUAAACGUUGCAUUGACAAUUUUGCCGCUACUGAACUUGUUGGUUAUUUUAUUCGUGAAAUAUACAAGACAAAGAAUUAAUAAUAUCUCCAUUGUGAUCCAUUUAUGGACAGCUUUGACAUUUUCCCUAGGUAUUUUCCAGGCUUACAAUCUGAGAAGGUACAUCAAGAAUUUAUCACCUCCAACUGCUCAAAACAAACAUACAAUGACAGAAUGGAUAGAAAUAGCUUUCCGUAACAUAGUUAAGUUCAUAUCUCUAAUCUUACUUUUGUUAUUGUUAUUUACUACCUUUUUACAUUCAAUCGACCUCAGUAAUGCAUUGAGACAUGUAAAUAAAGAGGAAAGCAUGUUUGUAUGGGCCGAUCAAGCACAUACUAAGAAGUUACAUAUUGCGUGUCAUGGAGUCGAUAUAAACCCUUCCUCGGCAUCUGAUAAUUUAUCCCACCAACCUAUAGUUUUAUAUGAGCAUGGUGGUGAAGAUACCUCCUACACAUCUGGUACAUGGAUAGAGGAGUUAUAUAAUCUUGGUAAGAUAGAAAGGUAUUGUGUCUACGAUAGAUUUGGGUAUGGGUUAAGUGAUUCUAUAAGUGCUCCUUCAUCUUUAAAAAAAUCCGCAGAAGCUUUAAGAUAUGCACUGGUUGAAGAAUUACAAUUAAAAGAUAAAUUUGUAGUCGUAGGAUAUGAUUAUGGUGCUUUGGUUGCCAGGGUGUUUGCUGCUAAUAAUAGAGACAUUUGUUCUGGCCUGUUAUUAGUUGAGGGCUGGAAUGAAGAACUCCUAUUGAAACAUUAUUUGAGGAGGAUAUUCCCAGGUGAUGGUAACGGCCAGGAUCCUAAGAAUCCAGAUGGUGGUAACGACAAAGGGGAUCGUAUAGAUUAUGGAAUUCCUGAAAAGGAAAUUGGAAAGAGAUAUACUAUUCAAACUUGGUUGUAUGGGAUUUGGUCUGCAUUUGGACUGAAUCUGCAGACUUCGUGGUUCGUUUCACACCGUGGGUCUAUGAGUAGAAUAUUUGGAAAAGAUAUGGUGGAAGAAGGAAGCUUUAUUAGGAAUAAAGUGCUCGAAUCUUUGUCUAGUUCAUUGAUAAGUUAUAAUGAUAUUUUGGCCUCCAAUUUGAAACUUCAGGACAUCAAAUUGAGUGUUGUAAGUUCCAAGCAAUUUAUUAAAAUUUCGCCCAUUUGGGGUAAUUGGCAACGCCAGCUAACAAAACUCUCUAAAAAAACAGUAGAAUGGCGAAUUAUCGAUGGUGAUCAUCAGUUUUUCAAAAAUGGAAAUGGGGCUGAACAAGCACAAGAUGUACUUUUGAGAUUGAUCAAUGAAUGA